Messenger RNA from Myotis davidii, 1325 nucleotides. It is a transcript of the gene TCEA2, whose product is annotated as transcription elongation factor A (SII), 2. The transcript has 9 exons. Bases 56 to 1147 code for a protein of 363 amino acids. The record is from RefSeq and is a predicted model, not a curated record. Gene Ontology annotation, biological process: transcription elongation by RNA polymerase II; DNA-templated transcription. Gene Ontology annotation, molecular function: zinc ion binding; nucleic acid binding. Lineage: Eukaryota; Metazoa; Chordata; Mammalia; Chiroptera; Vespertilionidae. Gene Ontology annotation, cellular component: nucleus.
GGAGGCGCCCUGGGCCCUGGGUCAGCCCCUCUCAGUGGGUGAGUGGGCAAGGGGCAUGGGACUGCACAGGACAGUUAGCACCCUGGGCCACCCCUCCACCUGGCUGUGCCCUCCAAGGCAUUUCCCGUCGUCCUGGUUUGGUCAGUGGCUGAUGCCGGGUGAGAAGUCACAGGACCUGUACUGCUGGGAGGGGGCCGUGGACCUGCUGCGGGAGCUGAAGGCCAUGCCGGUCACGCUGCACCUGCUCCAGUCCACCCGGGUCGGCAUGUCUGUCAACGCCCUGCGGAAGCAGAGCUCGGACGAGGAGGUCACUGCCCUGGCCAAGUCGCUCAUCAAGUCCUGGAAGAAGCUCCUGGAUGCUUCAGAUGCCAAAGCCAGGGACCGGAGGAGGGGCGGGCCUCCGCCCACAUCAUCCUCAAAGGAGGGCUCGGAGGUCAAGGAUUCCAGGGGCCGGUCUCUCUCCAGUGGCCAGAGGCGGGAGCUGCCCCGGGCACCGCCAGCCCCGAGGAUGACCACGUUCCCCCCAGCGCCGGUCACCUGUGACGCCGUGCGGAACAAGUGCCGGGAGAUGCUGACGGCCGCCCUGCAGACGGACCGUGAGUGCCCACCAGACAGCUUGGUCCCCAACCCACUGCUGCCACCUGGUGCUGGGCGGGCUGAGGGGGUGAGGAGCCAGCGGGGCGGCUGGAGAGAGCUGCUUCCUGCAGGUGAGCACACGGCCAUCAGUGCAGAUUGCGAGCGCCUGUCGGCCCAGAUCGAGGAAUGCAUCUUCCGGGAUGUGGGGAACACGGACAUGAAGUAUAAGAACCGCGUGCGGAGCCGCAUUGCCAACCUCAAGGACGCCAAGAACCCUGACCUGCGGCGGAACGUGCUGUGUGGCACCAUCACGCCCCAGCAGAUCGCGGUGAUGACGUCGGAGGAGAUGGCCAGUGAUGAGCUGAAGGAGAUCCGCAAGGCCAUGACCAAGGAGGCUAUCCGAGAGCAUCAGAUGGCCCGCACAGGGGGCACCCAGACAGACCUGUUCACCUGCAGCAAGUGCAGGAAGAAGAACUGCACCUACACACAGGUGCAGACCCGCAGCUCUGACGAGCCGAUGACCACCUUUGUUGUCUGCAACGAGUGUGGGAACCGCUGGAAGUUCUGCUGACCCCUCCUGCAGAGGUGCCCGCAACGGCGGCCAGCGCUGGCUGUCCCUCCUCGCCUCCUGUGGACACAGCCUCUGAAGCCCUGCCUGUGCCUUCCUGGCUGUCCCCAGAAGGCAGACACCCACCCCCCAUCUGCAGCGCACCUGUAUCCAAAUGAUUAAAUGUUUCUUCUUGCCACCA